GCACAGGCGCCCUUUCUACACACAACUACACAAAUAUGAGGAGGAUCAGAAUGUCAUGUUGUGUAGUUUGGGCUCAUUAAUAUUUGAUUAUUUGCCAGGAGUUGUCUUGGGGGUGAUGCGUGUGCAAAUCAGCGGUCGCUGUGAUAUUUUCGCAGAAAACGUAAAAAAAAAAACAGAGCGGAUUCGUGAAAGGCGAUCAAGUUGCGUGUUCGUCGUGCGAGCGGCCGCAGCGGCGCAGUCCCGGUUCUCCUCGCAGACCGCCAGCGGUUCCAUCCACCUGAAGAUUUCUGAGACAUUUCUCAUUACCAGCGGUGGCAGCGCAGCAGUUGGAAAAGGGUGAAUCAAUCUGAGAGAGGGAGCGAGAGAGAGAGAGAGAGAGAGAGAGAGAGAGAGAGCGGAGGAGACGGUGUCGGCGGCGGCUCUGCAGUGGAAUACGCGGUUAUUUGGGGGAAGGUGAGAGCUCUCGGAGUAGCGCGCGUGGAGCAAGAUGUGUUUCUGGACUUGACCUGUGCAUCAUUACACAAAAAGCAGCUCCUGGGUUCCUCUGACUUCAGGAAAGGCUUCGCUCAAAUCCCCAGACGGCGCCACACGAAAACGGGAAUAACAUCUGUUUAUCUGCAAAUUUCUAUGAAUAAAUUCCCCAAAAAACAAAAGGAGGAAAUACAGAAAUUGACAGAGGACACAGCGCGUCUCCGAGGAUGCAGAUUUAGGAGCGAGCGGCCACGUCGGGACCCGAGGGAAGGAAAGCGCUGUCUCCAGCAUCCACCAGUGAGACGUCCCCUCACCUGUACCCCCGGAUUAAAGAGCAGGGUCAUGUCCCAGUUGCCAUGCGCAUCGCCACGCUGACCUGCCUCCCCGGCCCUUCCCCCUUCCUCUUCCUACUGGCCCAGCUGCUGCUGCGGCUCCUCCUGCCUGGGCCGGAGCUGGUAGGAGCUACCUCCUCCUGCCCCUCCCACUGCACCUGCUCCAACCAGGCCAGUCGCGUCAUCUGCACCAGGCAGAACCUGGAGGAGGUGCCGGAGAGCAUAUCGGUCAACACGCGAUACCUCAACCUGCAGGAGAACUCGAUACAGGUGAUCAAGUCAGACACCUUCAAGCACUUGAGGCACCUCGAGAUCCUCCAGCUGUCCAAGAAUCAGAUUCGUCAGAUCGAAGUCGGAGCGUUCAAUGGCCUCCCCAACCUCAACACGUUGGAGCUCUUCGACAACCGCCUCACACUGGUGCCAUCGCACGCCUUCGAGUACCUCAGCAAACUGCGGGAGCUGUGGCUGCGCAACAACCCCAUCGAGACUCUACCGGGCUAUGCCUUCCACCGCGUGCCCUCGCUGCGGCGCCUGGACCUGGGGGAGCUCAAGAAGUUGGAUUUCAUCUCCGACGCGGCCUUCGUGGGCCUCAUCAAUCUUCGCUACCUGAACUUAGGCAUGUGUGGGCUGAAGGACAUCCCCAAACUGACGGCCCUUGUGCGUUUAGAGGAACUGGAGCUGUCAGGAAACCGGCUGGAGAUCAUCCGGCCGGGCUCCUUCCAGGGCCUGGUGUCUCUCCGCAAACUGUGGCUCAUGCACUCGCAGGUGUCCGUCAUUGAGCGCAAUGCCUUUGACGACCUGAAGAACCUGGAGGAGCUCAACCUGUCCCACAACUCCCUGCACUCCUUGCCCCAUGACCUCUUCACGCCCCUUCACCAGCUAGAGAGGGUGCACCUGAACCACAACCCAUGGGUCUGCAACUGCGACGUGCUCUGGCUCAGCUGGUGGCUGAAAGAGACGGUGCCCAGCAACACCACCUGCUGCGCCCGCUGCCACGCGCCCCCCUUCUUGAAGGGCAAGUACAUCGGGGAGCUCGACCAGAGCCACUUCACCUGUUAUGCUCCUGUCAUCGUGGAGCCACCUACGGACCUCAACGUUACCGAGGGUAUGGCCGCGGAGCUGAAGUGUCGCACAAGCACCUCCACAACAUCUGUCAACUGGAUCACCCCUAAUGGAACUUUAAUGACCCACGGCUCUUACCGGGUGCGGAUAUCCGUCCUGCAUGACGGCACGCUCAACUUUACAAAUGUCACGCUGCGAGACACAGGCCAGUACACCUGCAUGGUCACCAACGCCGCUGGCAACACCACGGCCACCGCUGUCCUCAAUGUAACUGCUGCCGACGCCAGUGUCAACUACACCUACUUUACAACCGUCACGGUGGAAACCGUGGAGGCCGCUGGCGACGGAGAGGGCGCGUUGGUUGCCACCAAUAAGACCUUCAUCCACGUUCCUACUACAACGUCCUCUCUGUCCGUUGGCCUGUCGUCCUCGUCCCCUCGAGCCACCCAACCAACCUUCACUGUGCCCAUCACGGAGCCAGGCUUCUCCGGCCUGGACGAUGUGAUGAAGACCACCAAGAUCAUCAUCGGCUGCUUUGUAGCCAUCACCUUCAUGGCAGCGGUGAUGCUGGUGGUGUUCUACAAACUGAGGAAGCAGCACCAGCUGCAUAAACACCACGGUCCUGCACGGGCCAUCGAGAUUAUCAAUGUGGAGGACGAGCUGGGGGCCGGGGCCAGCGGCCGGGGCAGCGGGAUCUCGGGAGGCUCCACUGUAGCGCAGAGUGUAAACAGUGGAAUAGGAGGGGGGCAGACACUCAGGCUGCACCACCCAGAGAUUGUAAACCUGCCGAACCUGGCCCGAUCGGAGCACCUCAACCACUACUAUAAAACCCAUCACUUCAACAACAACAUAAAAGGCCUGGGCAUUGGUUCUGGAAUGGGCCUCAACAACAACAACAACCCAUCACCUUGCUCUCAGAACACGUCUAUAUCCUGCUCCCAGAUUCCAACCUCCACGACUGGGGGAACACCCACGGGAGGCACCCUGCCCUCCACUCUGCCGCUGCCCCAGCUGGGCCUUCACAGCUCCCUGAAAGGCCUGAUGGGGAAAGGCCAGAACGAGCCACUGCUUUUUAAGAGCAGCUCCAAGGAAAACGUGCAAGAGACUCAAAUCUGAGUAAAAGUGAGAGCAUAAGUCAGAGGUAAAAAGCAAGUAGAUAGAGGCAGUAAUACAGAAAGAGCGCCAGAGACACCGAGCAUAUAAGACUGAUUGUAGCCUACUGUUCUCAUGGACAGAUUCCAGAAAAGAUGAAAUUUCACAUAGUCACUGCUUUGUGUUGUCAGUCUGUUGACAGAGAGAAGCAGAUACGUAGGAGACCGAGUAAGACGCCCCAGAAGCACUGGUCCCACAAUAGCAUCUGCGUGUACUUUUUAAAUAAAUCGGACACAAACAUAUACAGCGUAAGCCACUAACAUCACAGAGGCGACGUUUGCAAUCUGACAUAGUCCAAAGCCCACGAUCGAGCCCCACGGUCACAGUGGAACGGUAUGAGGAACACACAUGAGCAGUGACUCUCUCAAGCUUUUAUACAGAUUGUGUCAUAUAUUUCCAGACAUAUUCAGUGUAUAUAUUUGGAGGGAGACAUAAUAUUGGCCACUGAACAUGUUGUCAGAUUAGUGUUUGGCAGAGACACCCAAUAGCAAACAAUGAUUUGGGUGAGCGGAACAGUGCUACUGUGGGUUUCCAGGAACCACCGGAACAGACAGCGAAAUUAGAGAAGCGCGGCGGUUCUGUCCAGGACGCACGUAUGAGCGCGAAGCUCGUGCUUUGCAGGAUGCCAGAAUAAAAACUAUUGUUUUUUUCACUCUCACUUUCUCACUUUUUCCCUUUCACACUCGACUGGCUACUGUCUUCUUUGAAGGAGGAAAGAAACAGAGCGAGUUAACAUGGGAGAGAAAAGUCUCACGGCAUAAAAGACAAUGACAAAUAUUAAAAAAAAACUCAAAGUACAUAUUAUAUAUACGUAAAUAUAUUUUCAUUCGAAGAAAUAAAUUAUAAAGAAUCUUUAUCAACCUUUUGACUGAAAUCUACAACAUCUGAAGAAUAUAUUAAAAAAAAACACCCAGCUGUUGUAGUGACCCUCCCUUACGACAUGUCUCAACUUGGAACAAGAUGGCUGCUCCAACUGUGCUGCGUACGGACACAUGUGGCCCGGUGGCAUCGGUUGAGAAGGAUCUGAAACAAAAACCUGGCAACUGAGUGAAUUUAUUUUGGGCUUGACUUUUUUUUUUUUGUAGCACAUGAAACCUGUUUUUUCCUCCUCUCUCGCAACAUAAACAGGGUCAUCGGAGACGGAAACGCUCCGCGCUCUGCUGCGAAAAUAUGAAACGCAGGUCUUCGUCAUUUGAUAUGCGGUACAGCUAUAGUAAUAAUAAUAAUCAUCCUAAUGGUAAUGAUGAUAACAAUGAUUUCGCUUCAUUUGUCAUAAUUAUAUAACAAGAUGUUACUUUACAUUAUACUAAAACGGUGCACAUGCUAGCUUAGCAUGGUGUCUAAAUUCUAAAUUGGGUUCAGCAUAUCUGUCUCGUGGCAUCACUGCUGUUACACUGCGUUAUCAUUUUUACCAUUCACAUGACUAUUAUUUUUACUACUUCUGCCUCCUGAGAAGUAUUUUUUUUCCUUUGUAUAAGACGCUGAAGUUUUGCGGCCGAUCCCGGACUAGUGAGCAGCAGUGGGAUGGACUGAGCGUGCCACUAAGUGCAUAUGCAGGAAAUAACCUGGCCCUGAACUGGUUUCCUCAGUCAAGUCGUCACAGACUCGUCUGCUCUGAUGUCUCAUGCGGUCGGAUCGUCACGUUUUCACACCUUAAGGACGGGACGUGGACCGUUGAUGGAGACUGCCCCGUUGCAGAGGAUUAUUUCACAACUGUAUCUCAGUGUUAUCGUGUGUGAGUGGAUUUCAUUGCAGCAGGGAGCUAAAUGGACAACAGACUUUGCCGAGCGUUUUUAAAGGUAAGCGAAGCUCAUUCAGAGAAGGCGAACAGUAUACAGUGGUGGCAGAAUUUUUUUCUAAUGAAAAAGGACAAUUAAAUGAAAAAAUAUAGAACUUAUAGAUCUCUUUUAAAAAACAAAACUAUUAUGAUAAGUGUUUUUCAUUUUGGGUUUUUAUCUAGGUUCAUUCUUUUCAUUUUUUUUAAAUCAAGUGUUAUCUUUAUUGUAAUAUUGUUACUGUUAUUAUAAUUAGCUAAUUACACUGGUUAUGAUUAUGAGAGAUGUUCUGUUAGCAGAGGUCACUGAAAAUUAAAAAAUACCUGGCACAUAAAAUGGCAGUUUAAGUCUGUGAAAUCUGGUGGCUGUUUUUUUCUUUUUUCUUUAUGUUCCUAUCAAUUUUAAUUGUAGUAUCACUGUUUGUAUCCCUUUGGCUUGAGAUGAGACAAAGCGAAUGUGAACUGGUCGACACCGGGCCCUUUUGUUUCUGCACAGGGGGACAGGAAAGGCCCUGCUCUGGUUUACAAGCUCACUCACACUCGCUCUGUGCUUUUCUGAAUGUCACCGCCGUCACAGUGCUCGGAGUGCGAUUGCGCUAUGUCAACACCUCGUUGCCAUGGCUACGCGCUCUAAUGCGCCAAACGGCGUCAGCGUCGGCGUCUCAUGCGGCUCCCCAUCGCCCCUCGUCACCGCUCCUUUCUGGUGCCGUGUCUCAACGAGCCGGUCAGUGUUUAUUCAGCGGUAGCAAAUCAACCUGUGCAUUGUGGCCCCCCCCCCCCCCCCCCCCCCCCCCCCUCCCCCCCCUUCACCCUCAGCCCUCCCCACAACCCUUAGCAUCCUGCCAUCAGGUUUCCCUGGCAACUGUUGCUGCUGUGACGGCCCCUUAUCAAAACGUCUUGAUUUGGGUUUUGAAUGUUAAACAGAUGAGAGCAGAUGGUAUAGAAUUUAAUCAGUGUGUGCUUUUACAUCCUUUAAAGAUUCUUCCCCCCUCUCAGCCUGAUAAGUCGCUACAUUACAUUCUCCUAUAAGCAAACUUGAUUUCUGUAUUUCAGCCACACGGGUAAUUCUUCUGACUUUUCGUUGGCGCGUCAUGUGAUUUCCAUGCCACGGCCCCCUGUGCAGCGAAUGCAUUUAUGCACCCGGCCCUUAUGACGGACACUCAUGAACACUCAUGCCCUGCAUCAGUCAUUACCAUAUCUCUUACCCAGCACUAGGGAUCCAUGUUUCCCUCACCAGUUAUUUACAUAUUCAUCCGCCUGUGUGUGCAAAUAACAGAGAAAUUAUCAUGUGGCUGUGCUUGUGGGUACGAGUGUGUUUCGUGUGUGCGCGUGGGUGUUCGCGACAUUUUUUUUUGUGUACAUCACUGGCUGAAAGCAAGGACUGUUACAAAAAGCUAUUUACCCUGAAUUCCUCAGACACUGCCUAUCGCCUGUAGUAGCUCAUCACUUCGGAAAGCAUUGUGUAGCCCCUAUGAAGUGGUGCAAACCGGAGGCCAUGUUAUUGAGGUUCAGCGUUAGAGAGAGAGCAGCGGUGGAGCCGGAGAAACGGCGACCGUGCCGCAGCGUCCGAGACACAGAGCGCUGAGCGCACUUCCAGCGCUGCUCUAAUGGAAGCGCUGUGUUUACUGUGCAGGAAGGCACCCGAAUAUAGGGCUGUGUUGUAGAAUAAGGCAAAUAAAUCAGGAAGCUGUCAUUUGAAUCAUUUGAAGCUGUGACUGUGUGUGUGCACGUGUUGCACGUUCAGGUGGGCUUACGCCAGCUAGGUUGUGUGUGUGUGUGUGUGUGUGUGUGUGGGGGGGGGGUCAGACAUCCAUUUUAAAUCCACAGUUUAAACCAGCUCUGUCUGUCUCCCUUUGCUUCAGGCUACUUUUAUCAUCCGCUCACUGACACUUAAAGUAAAAUCUUUACUGUUCUUUCUGCUCGUCGUCAGCGUGCAGCAUCGCGUUGAGGGUCAGGUCACAUCCCGCCAGGGCUCAUCGUGGACGGCGUUCCCAUUCUGCAUGGCGCCGUUUGCUCUAACUGCUGAUGCGGCCGUACGGGAGAAUAGCACCUGUUAAAUGAUUUGUAAUGUGCAUCUUAGGGGCCGUAUUUGACAGCGAGGCCACUGUUUGGUGGCAAUCGUAGCGAUACGCGUGAAGCUGCUCUCUUAGCUUAGCUUUGUGUAAUCACAGACACGAGGGCAUUUCAAGUUCAGUCUGUUGCUCAUUGUGGCCAGCAGUGUUAGAAACUGCAGCCAGACUUGCACCAGUCCCUGAAGGCGGUGUUGCACACAUGUUAACCUCAGCACUACAAGCCCUGGGUGAACUCCACACUGCUUAAUUUCUAUUCUGUCAACCCCCCCCCCCCCCCCCCCCCCCCCCCCCCCCCCCCCCCUUUAAAAAUAGCAGGGAAGCGACAGCAGAGCUCAAUGCAUUAUUGAUACGCGUGGUGUCAAUGAUGCAUGCGCUCACGCACUGGUGCUAAUUUUCUCCCUCUUUUGCAGAGGCCAAAAGCAUCAAGCCGCUGUAAUUUAUAUGCCUGAUUAUUGCUAUUAUUUCUCAUGCAGCGAUCAAGAUGGUGCGUGAGCCCAGCUCGUCUGCCUGCGCGAUGACUGCUGUGAUUCCGUUAAGUGCAGCAGUGUUUGUUUGCCACUGUGUCACCAAGAACCCCCCCCCAGCAGUGCUGUCUUGCUAUCCUUCACUGUGCCGCUGCUGUGGCGUGCGUGGCAGUCGGGGGUCCGGUGUCAUCACCAUCACGCUGGUCCGAGGCCGGUUUGAUGGCACCAGUCUUUAGAUGUGCGGGUCACUCCGUUCUGUCGCAUUACAAAGAGUGAGGAGUCUUUUUUUUCCGCUUCCAUGGUCACUUCGGAGAUGCUUCAACUGGAGCUUCAGACGAGAUGUGCACAGACGUUUCUUCUGUGUCAUCACUGUGAAGCACACGGGCACGUUUGGGUGCAAAAGCUACACACACACACACACACACACACACACAUUGAUGCUGCAAGAGUGAUUUACUAAUUGAGGUGGAACUUUUUUAAAUAAUUUGCAGCUAAGUGCCGUGCACGUUAGCACGAACCUGAACCCUUUAGUUUAGGCGUGUGUCAACUGAAGGCGCCGUGAGUUUCGGUUUGGGACGUUAUUACCCGAUUUAUUUUCUCGUUGCCUUAGUAACUGUGACAUUGGCAACCACAUUUUGGUCCUCUUGCGGGUUUCAUUGAUUCAGAGGCGUCUUGUGAACGUGCACGUGAGAGCGAUGAGUGAUGUCUCAUCCCAGAUGACUGUCUCCUCCGUGUCACUCAGCUGUGGGUCAAGAUCCGCACAGUCGCUAAACCAGUACAAUGGGACAAUGGCACAGAAAUGAACAGGGGGGCAGUAGUAAAGCUAGCAUCAUGUGAUGUUUGACUAACGGCACCAAACUAAAAGAAUGUGGUGAGGCAGGUUCAAAGGGGAGAGAGCUUCACUUCAAUACUGAAAAUGAACAUUUGGAGCCAGGUUUAUCAAACACACAGUCACGUUUAGAGACGCUGCUUCCCCCGGAGCGCGGUGGAGACGCCUCCUUUGCUGGUGUGCGCAGACUUUGGGACAUGCAUUGGACCGUCCUGAACCAUCCAUAUCUAUUAAAGCAUGUGCUGACCCAGCAGCCGUGCUCCUCUGAGAGGACAAGCUUGCUGUUAAGUUGCCAAACACACAUUCUCCUCCAUCCACUGCAGCUUGGCGUCUCAGAUUUACUGUUUACGGGCACCUUGGCUCGGCAUCAUAAUCACACUCUGCUGUGUCUGAUGUUUGAACCUGGGCGGGGGCCACGGAGCACACUUCAACGCUUUGAAGUGUAAAUUCAGGUCUGCUCGGAGCAGCCAUAUGGAGGGUGGUGGGGAGAUAGUGACAGACAUAUGGGUGUAAGCUCAGUGGUUUAAUAAUGAGGCUGUUUAACCCCGUCUGAAGGUGAAGGAGGUCUGCAGGGACUCGAGUUUAGACCCAGACCAGGUGUCACCAGCGAGGGUCAGUAACGGGGCCCGACCCAGAAAACCUCCCUAUAGUAGCUGGGCCUCAGACCUGCAGCAUCCUGUGUGGUUUUAAGCCGACUGCUGUUGUAAACAGUCAUCAAUAUGAAAUAAAGUUUUACUGGACAUAUUGAUUUUUUGACCCUUCUUUUCCCCGCGUCAGCCAGUGAAGCAUGCUGCUCCCCGCAUCUGUGCUGAUUUAUUCAUCCAGCGUGGCCCCUCGUAGCCUCCUCUCACGUCCGCCCCCUCCUCUGCACGCGGUCCGACCUCGCAAGUUGUGUUUUCCGCCGCUGAUGCUCUUUGACGGCGGCUACGAGCGGCGCCGGGCGCCCCGUCGCGGCGUUCCCGCGCGACCCGGCCCGCGCUCACCGGGCUCAGCUGGCAACACGGCCCGCUUACCACGCAACAGCCUCUGUCGCCCGAGGCGCCCCCCGCCCUCACAGCCCAAAGGAAGUAGAGUGACAGGGGAGGACGGGGUGGACAGAAAUAGAAAAAGAGAACAUAGAGAUAGAUUGAAAAGAGACAAGGAUGACAGGAGGAAUAAAAGAUGACACUGAGACAUCCUGUCACUCCAUAUCUAUCCAGGCUUUAGCUGCAGUAGAGGACCUGGUUGCACGUAUGUACAUGGAUGUGCUGAGGCCCCGAAACUGCGCUGUGUGCGUGUCUCACAUCUGCAUGACUGGCGUAAGUAUGCAUAUUUAUGCAUACGUCCAAGUAGGUUGCGUGUGUACUCGUGUGCACUCAAGUGCUCACGGUAUCCGUGAUUGUGAAUGUGCGCGCGGAGGAGAUAAAGACAUGAAGGAGGAAGGGCCGCCGCGGUGCUUAUAUGUCACCCAGCGCUGGAGGGGGAAUGACUCCUCUCUGUCCCUGACCCGGCAGAGGCAGAGGAGGAGCACGGCUCACUUCUCCUGUUUCUUUGCCUUUUUCUCGCCCUCUUCUUGGGAAAUGUAGCUAAAGCGUCAGUCGCGGCCUCUCUCCCUCUCUCUCUCUGAGUAACACGCGCGCUCACGGGAGUACGUCUCGCAUUAUCCCCUCAGCCCUUUGCUCCUCUGCUCCUCAAACCUCGCCGUUCCUCAUCGCCCGCUCUUCUAUCUACCUCAUGCUUCCUGUUUCACCCCUCCUUCCUCCCUCCUUCUCCUCCCUGUCAGUGUGUGAUUCUGUAUUAACCCUUUAUCCACACCGUCACGCUCUCCCACGCUCCUGUUAACCCUCUGCAUCACUCCGACCGUCUCUCAGGAAAAUGGAAAACCAACCAACAAUGAACCAAGGCUUGUGAUAUUUCCUUCCCUCUGUUCAAUUAAACAUGGCCUCCAUCUGCUUCUUUGUUUCACUUUGGCUUUUCUUCUGCAAUAUUGACUAUGGUUGUUCUUGUGAUUGUUUUUAAAACUGUGUUUUAACCUGUUAUAACCACAGAUGUGCAUAUAAACACUGCAGGAACAUAUCAAGGGUGUGUGUGUGUGUGUGUGUGUGUGUGUGUGUGUGUGUGUGUGUGUGUGUGUGUGUGUGUGUGUGCGCACGCGCGCACGGUGAAGGGUGGAUUUGUUCUGCUUUAAGGUUCUGUCCCCAAAUCCUUUUCAGAACAUUCAAUCUCUGUUCAUGUGCCAUACUGAAAAAUUUAUGAAAUAAAAAUAAUGUUUUCUACAAAAUUCAGA
Molecule: messenger RNA, 10422 nt
Organism: Betta splendens (Siamese fighting fish)
Lineage: Eukaryota; Metazoa; Chordata; Actinopteri; Anabantiformes; Osphronemidae
Gene: lrrc4ba
Product: leucine rich repeat containing 4Ba
Exons: 3
Coding region: 828-2981 (717 amino acids)
Cellular component (GO): plasma membrane
Molecular function (GO): protein binding
Source: RefSeq, a predicted model, not a curated record